GCGGCGAGACCGAGCCGGAGCCCGAGCCGCGGCCGAGCCCGGACCAGAGGCGAGCGCGGUGCGGCGCUGCGCGGGGGCCCUGCGGGCGGAGGAGCGGAGCCGGCGCGCGAUGGCCCUCGGAGCGGCGCGCUCCUCUGCUCCGCCGGGAGCGCCGUCUGCCGCCGGGGACGCCGAGAUGUCGGGACUGCAAACCUGCACUGUUUUGAGAGGGAAAUGACUUGAGUGGCCGUCUUUUAUCUCCACAACAAUGUCUGUGAACAAUUCCAAACAGCCAGUGUCUCCUGCAGCUGGGAUCCUUUCAAAUACAACUUGCCAGACGGAAAACCGGCUUUCAGUAUUUUUUUCAAUCAUCUUCAUGACAGUGGGAAUCUUAUCAAACAGCCUUGCCAUUGCUAUACUCAUGAAGGCAUAUCAGAGAUUUAGACAGAAGUCCAAGGCAUCGUUUCUGCUUUUGGCUAGUGCCCUGGUAAUCACAGACUUCUUUGGCCACCUCAUCAAUGGAGCUAUAGCAGUCUUUGUAUAUGCUUCUGAUAAAGACUGGAUCCGCUUUGACCAAUCAAACAUCCUUUGCAGUAUUUUUGGUAUCUGCAUGGUAUUCUCUGGUCUGUGCCCACUUUUUCUAGGCAGUGUGAUGGCCAUUGAACGAUGUAUUGGAGUCACCAAACCAAUAUUUCAUUCUACGAAAAUUACAUCCAAACAUGUGAAAAUGAUGUUGAGUAGCGUGUGCUUGUUUGCUGUUUUCAUAGCUUUGUUGCCUAUCCUUGGGCAUCGAGACUAUAAAAUCCAAGCGUCGAGGACCUGGUGUUUCUACAAAACAGAACACAUCAAAGACUGGGAAGAUAGGUUUUUUCUUUUACUUUUUUCUUUUCUGGGGCUCUUAGCCCUUGGUGUUUCACUCUUGUGCAAUGCCAUCACAGGAAUUACACUUUUAAGAGUUAAAUUUAAAAGUCAGCAGCACAGACAAGGCAGGUCUCAUCAUUUCGAAAUGGUCAUCCAACUCCUGGCUAUAAUGUGUGUCUCCUGCAUUUGCUGGAGUCCAUUUCUGGUGACAAUGGCCAACAUUGGAAUAAAUGGAAACCAGUCUCUGGAGACAUGCAAAACAAUACUUUUUGCUCUCCGAAUGGCAACGUGGAAUCAAAUCUUAGAUCCCUGGGUGUACAUUCUCCUACGGAAAGCUGUCCUUAAGAAUCUCUACAAGCUUGCCAGACGCUGUUGUGGAGUGCAUGUCAUCAGCUUACAUGUUUGGGAGCUUAGCUCUAUUAAAAAUUCCCUAAAGGUUGCUGCUAUUUCUGAGUCACCAGUUGAAGAGAAAAUAGAUCAGCAAGUACCUAGUUUAAUAGGACAGUAAGUCAGUGUAGGUCUAGGACAAAAUUAAGGAAUGUUUUGGCAAUAUUUCAGUUAAUUGGUUAAAUUAAACCCUAACUGGAAAAUAUAGACCUCAGCAGGUAGUUCGGGGGUACUUCUGUCAGAUUUGGCUUUUGAAAUUUGUUAAAUUAACUGUAUAAUUACACAUUUUCAAUGAUUUUUGUCAAGAGGAGGUAAACACAUUAAAAAUGCCAUGGGAGUCCAGUUGAAAACAAUUUUGGACUUAUCUGUGUUAUUCAUGCUUUUGAAAUUAGUGACUAUUGAAACCUAAAGCAUUUACUUGUCUUGUUUGCCAAAAGACAUUUUAAAACUACCUGCAAGUGAAAUGGCUUUUUGGGGGUCACUGCUCUGCAUUUGUUCCUCAUAGACAAGGCUCAACGAAAUGAAACACCCUCAUUGUUUGGUCUCGUCUGUUUUACACCACAUUAUUAUCCUCAGUCAAUAUGUACAUGUCAUGUCACAUGGGAUUCACUGUGGCUUUUUUUUAAUGACCUCUACAUAGAGCAGGUGUGGCUGUCAGGUUGCCUGAUCUCGUGAGCCUGUUUAGAAUGAGCCUAUUCUUGUCUUAUUUGGCAAAUAUGACUGUUUGUAUUUAUUAUUAGGAAAGUCAAUUGCUGUUUGAAGGUUUAUUUGGCAAAUCAUAGAUUUGCAGUUUUCAAAUGAUCCCCUUUUCUUCUGAAAAUUCUAGUGCACAGUAAAUACAUUUUAGAUAAACAAAAGUUUUAUCUCAGCGCAUUUAUAGACGAUUUGUAUCCUAACGCUUCCUAAGCAGCUUGGCCAUGGAUAGUGAGUCAAACAGAACUUAAACCCUGGGGAUGGGUGCAGAGAACAUUGGCAAAGUUGCUUUACCUUGAGCCGUCAUUUCUGUCAGAGAACAAAAGGAACACAAUCUUAUAAUAUUCAAAGACUGUCUGCAGCUAGUGUGUUCUUGCUUUCCACUUACACGCACACACACAGACAUCAGAAAUUUCUGUUGAAAGUGGGUUCAUUAAAUCUGUGAGAUGGCAUCUUCUAAAGCCCGUGUUACCUGUAUCAGGGAGGAUUGGCAGUUAGGCAUUUGGAAAUCAUUACAGUGGUUAACCAAGAGAUCAAGGGGUAAUAUUCUCUCCCCCAAUUUCUCAAUAAUACUUCAGAGUUUUUUCUUUGCUUCCUUGUAUAAUUCAACCCCAAGAAUUGUAGUACUCAUUCAAAAUGUCCCAAGUCCAUGCGAGCACAGGGUAGGUAGUUCUGCUUUAUAAUAGGGCAAUUCAUUCUGUGAGUUUUUUUGCCUUCAUUAACUGGGAUCUAUUUUAAAAUUAAUCUUUGUUAGACUGAUUUCACAUUCUCCAGGAAAUCUGUGCAGUUCAAGUAGUCCUAUGUUCACAAAAUUUGCUUUGAACUAACCCUAAUUUACAUAGAACAUCAUUGUUAACUUUUGUGAAUUUUGACGAAUUCUCAUGAAUACAUUAAAAGGAAUUAAACAAAUGACCCCAUUUAAAGGCAACCAUCUUUCUAGUGAAUUUAAAGAAGGGAAACAGACAUAAACACAAUGGCACAUGAUAUUCUUAAUUGAAGAGUAGUUAAUGAUUAAUCGAACAAAUUUAGAUUAUUCUCAUAUAGAAAGCACACACAGUAGAGGCUCCAUAAAUACUUGGAAAAUUGAGUCACAGACAAGAAUUUCUUGGUGCAAAAUAGGCAUGGCAUUAUAAAGGAAUUUUUGCAUUUUUAAUUUAAAAUGACAAUUACAUGUUGGCUAUGUUGAGAUACAUAUGUGAAAGCCAUUGUAAUUUGUGAUUGCUGUUAAAUUGCAUAAAUGUUCUCAUGACAUUGUUUCAAGAGCACUUUAAAUCCGUAAGAACUUUCAGAUGGUUUAGAGGGCGUAUUUAUUUCUCAGAACUACUUAAGAGAGUAUUGGUGCCCUGUGUACUGAGACACAAGGACCCACAGCUCCCUCUUUCCUUCUAACACUGGGUGGGAUGCUGCAGCGAACACAUCCAGGUAUUAGGAUCCAGGAGAAGCAUGGAAGAGAAGCUCUCAUUCAGAGUCCGGGAUUCUUUUCCUUGAAGCUUCUAAUAAAAUGACAGAAUCAUUGCUCUCAUGCCAUGAUGACGCCCUGGCCAUGUGUAUCGGAAAUAUUGUGGCACGACCAUGUGGGGGAAUGCAUGAUCAUGUACGUUUUGGGGAGUGACACGGGAGUUACUCUGUGCAUGUCCCGGAAGGAUUAUCUAUAGUAUAUGAGCAUAGGUUUAGGACAACUAAGUUGGUUUUUUGAUAGUGUUAAACCCAAAAAGUAGACACCAAAAAUUGAAAAAAAAAUGAGUAAAAUAAUAUAUGUUUACAUUGUUUUGGCUUUUCAUCCAAGAAAAAUAAACUGAACACAACAAUAUACAUAUCUGAUUUCAGAAUAUUAUUUGCUAUUAUAUAUAUAUAUAGUUUUUUCAGUGUAAUUUGGCAAUUCACUGUAUAGUGAAUUAUAGAGUGAAACAUCCACUAAUAACUUUUAUGUAAAUGUUCAAAGUAGAAGUGUAUUUGUUUAGGUUACUGGAAAUAAAUAGUACAAGUAGUGGUCAACAAGUUUACCAAUUUUGAAGUUUUAAGCUCUCUUUUAAAGCUCAUAAUAAGAUCAUCAGAGUAACUGAAUUUCCCUUCUCAUGGGGUAAAAUAGUAUCUAAGCAACUUCACAUACAAUUAAAUCAUAUUAUUUCUGGGGAAUUACAUUAUUCUGGGUAAAUGACUUGAAAGUACCAGGAUUUUUCUGAUGUCAGUGAAUUUAAAAAUGAGAUUAACAAAAAUCCCAACAGCACAUGACUAUGAAUACAAGACAGAUAAUGCUGACUCAUAAUUAGUUGUGGAUGCAUCCCCAAACGUCAGACUUUUUACUAGAGACUUAAUAGAAAUAUGCUCUUUAAAAUUUGUUUCUAAAGGCAGAAAGUUGCUUUUAAUUAUCUGUAUUGCUGAAGUGGAAAAUACCUAAAAGUUAACGUACAUUCACACAUUUAUAGAUACAUCUGCUUUACGUAGCAAAUAUCUUGUUUGCUCAUUUUCAGAGUUAAAAAGAAAACCUGCUAUUCAUUUUGUGUCUAAUCUGAGUUUAGAACCCAAAUAAGAGCAUUUGCUAAAUAUAUAGAAAUAACUUUUUGUGAAAUUUGUUGCUUGCUACACGUCUGUCACCAUCAUUACUCCAAUUUAACAAACUCUCAUGUCAGACUAUAACGGAUGGGAAUGUACAUUUUCUUACUGCUUCAUUUGGGUGUUGGAAUAUUUUACUACCUGAAAUAAUGUUGGAAUUCAACUUCUUACACAUUUUAACAGUAGAUGAAAUGUGUUAUGUGAAUAAAUGUAUUUUGUGCUCUUUGUACUUUUUGGAGUGUGUGAGACUAAAUAGUAAUAUGUAUAUUUUGUUGCUUGCAUCAGUAUGCAACUCAUGUAAUUUUAGUGCUUUGACUAGUUUAAAAUGUCAAACAAAAGAUUUUGUAAUAAACUUGGACUAGUGUUUA
Manis pentadactyla (Chinese pangolin) is the source of this 4841-nucleotide messenger RNA. It is a transcript of the gene PTGFR, whose product is annotated as prostaglandin F receptor. Gene Ontology annotation, cellular component: plasma membrane. Lineage: Eukaryota; Metazoa; Chordata; Mammalia; Pholidota; Manidae. Gene Ontology annotation, biological process: inflammatory response; adenylate cyclase-activating G protein-coupled receptor signaling pathway; positive regulation of cytosolic calcium ion concentration. The transcript has 3 exons. Bases 248 to 1348 code for a protein of 366 amino acids. The record is from RefSeq and is a predicted model, not a curated record. Gene Ontology annotation, molecular function: prostaglandin F receptor activity.